UACAUGAAGUAAGCCGGGCGUAAGGAGUAAAAGCAGAAAUAACAAUCUUGGCGUAAAAGCCACAUUCUACAAUUGCGUAAAUGAUUGUUGCGUGGUUGUUGUCGAUUGUACAGUGUUGUAAAACACAGUUUUAAACUAGCAUGUACGAUUGCAAAGCCUGUUGUAAAAGAUGGCUGAACUUCGUCUUUCACGACUACAACGAUGUAGGAUGUAAAAGCUAACCAAUCAUUCGCUUCAAUUACGACGUAUCUUAGGGACCGUCUACAUUGGAAGUAAGAACGAUUUGCUAAAUGACGGCAUUACAUUCGAGAUAGGCGAUGACGUGGGUAAUAAUGAGGAGGAGGAGGAUGAGGAAUUUCCAUAUUCACCGCACGUACAAUUCACCAAUCAGGAGAUGUUGAAUAUGUUAAAUAUGAAUAAUUUCGAGGAUGAGGAAGAGGAAGAGGAGCACGAUGCAGGACCCUCAACCAUCUACGGUAUGAGCUUCUCGAAGCUGAAGUCAAAGAUGACUAGCCUGACUCCGGAUCAAAAAGUCAUGAAGUUUAUUAAGCAAAACGGCGUAGGGGAGAUUAUACCGCAAGAUGCUCAAGUCAGUGUUCAUUACCUUGGAAACCUUGAGUACAGAGAUGAGCCUUUCGAUUCCACUUACUCGAGCGGCAAGCCGAGAACGUUGCGUUUAAACCAGAAUUUUAUCCUACCUGGCUUAGAGAUUGCAAUACGUUCUAUGCGAAAGCAUGAAAAGUCGGUGUUUAUAAUACACCCAGACUUAGCUUACAAGGCCAUCGGUUGUCCACCGCGUAUUCCACCUAAUGAGGAAGUAGCAUUUAUUGUUCAUUUGAUCGAUUAUGUUGACAAUGGAUCCGCACUUACGUAUCAAGACCUCAAUGCAGAAGAGAAGCAAUCAUUUAACCAUGUGGAGCUGCCUAUAAUACAUAUGCUUGCGACUGCCAGGGACCAUUUUACAAAGUUUAACUUUAAGCAGGCGAUACGAGAAUAUAGAAGAGCUAUUGAUUGUUUGGAGUCCGUCAAGCUGAAAGAUAUCUCGGAAGAGAACAGAAUGAACGAACUUCUCUCACGAGCUUGCACAAAUGUAGGGAUUUGUUACAACAAGGAAAAACUGCCUUUUAAGGCUUGCCUAGCCUUGGGACGAGUGCCAAUACCAACAGCUAAAAGCUAUUAUAAUUUUGGAAUAGCUUUGCUAAAUAUUGGGGAAUACGACUGUGCUAUGAAGGAGUUACGCAAAGCCCUCGUGUUGGAGCCUCGCAAUAACUCGAUACAAAAAGCGAUUCAGACAACGAACGCGAAACAAUUAAAAUAUCGCGAGAUAGAAAGAAGAUUAUGGCAGAACUGCUUUAGAUCAAACACGGAAAAGAAAAAAGUUACCGAAUUUCGGAAAGCCGUGAGUGAUUUGUGUGAAAAUCUUAUCCAGAGUAACGACGUAUUAAGACAAUCCCUCUCAGAAGGCUUCACAAGAGAAGAGUAUGAAAUUGUACGUGAAGAGGCUGCUAUACACGGAUUGAAUGUUGUUACAUCUACCAGACAUGGCAAAGAAACUGUAUACCUCCAGAAGAACAAGCCAUAAAGUUUCAUUUCUAUUUUUUCAAAUUGCAAUCAAGAAUCUAGUGAAUAACCUAGUAUUGUUUGGUAUUCCAUUUUUUAUAAUUUUUUUACGUUCAUAACUUAACAUGUUGUAGUAUUAUACAAAUAUAACGUGUUACCUUCGAGUGAUUCCACUGUAAUGCCUAUAUGUGUAUUAUAAUGUGACCAAAGAGGCUUACAAUUAGUUCUUCCAUUAAAAUAUAAUAUAAUAUCUGAUAUAAUGAUAAUUUUGUAUUCUUUUAUAUUGUAUUUUUUUCUUUUCAGUAAAAGAGAAUUAUAAAUGAUUCUA
Messenger RNA from Vollenhovia emeryi, 1888 nucleotides. RefSeq names its product inactive peptidyl-prolyl cis-trans isomerase FKBP6 (gene shu). The transcript has 6 exons. The record is from RefSeq and is a predicted model, not a curated record. NCBI's taxonomy places the organism in Eukaryota, Metazoa, Arthropoda, Insecta, Hymenoptera, Formicidae. The coding region runs from base 395 to 1582 and encodes 395 amino acids. Gene Ontology annotation, molecular function: peptidyl-prolyl cis-trans isomerase activity; protein binding.